AUGAUAUUUUUUUUUAUGUUCAUAUUAAUUAUACAGUUUAAAAUAUACAGAGAAUAUAUGUUCAAAUAUGCCACAAACAAUGAAUUAUUAGUAGAAAGGAUUAAAAGGGGCAAGGAAGCAUUUUAUGAAAUUUUGAAAGCAAAAAAAAAAGCUGAAGAAGAGUAUGCAAAAAAAAAAAACAAAAAUGAAUACAAAAAAUAUGAAGAUAGCUUGGAUGAUAAUAAUAUAUAUGUGAAGGAAAUAAAAUGCUAUGAAUAUGUACUUGAUCAGCUAAAUAACUUAAAUAUGUAUAAUUGUAAUGAAAUAAAUGAAAAUAGUAAAUCAUUAUUAGCUUUAGCAAAAACAAAAUGUAUUUUUGUUAAAUCAAUUAGAAACUUCCCAGAUGAAAAAUCAGGAUGUAUAUUAAAUCCAAAAAAAUUAAAUAAAUUGCAAAUAUAUUUAUAUAAUAAUAAUAUGUUUGAUCAAUUUCAAAAUGAAAAUAUUGCUGAAACAUUAAGUCUUGAUGAGUUAAGAAAAAUAGAAAAUACAAAAAACCCAUGUCUAUAUGGUACCGAUCCAAAUGAAGAAUACCCUAACAUAGCAGGCAAAUUGCCCUUAAAAAAUAAUGAAAACAAUUAUAAUAUAUAUAAUAAUUCAGAUAAUAGUGAUGAAUACAACUUACGAUAUAAACAUAAUACGAAGAAUUAUUAUCAUAAUAAUAAUUAUAUUCCAAAUGAGAAAGAGUCAAAUAACGAUAUUAAUAUAAACAAAAAAUUAUGUGAAAAUUUAAAAUAUAAAAUUGUUACUAAUUGCACAGGAAAUGAUAACAUGUCGGAUACUGCUUUUCAAAUAUAUCAUUCAGAAUUAAAUCAUAUUGAUGACAUAUGUUUUUAUAUACAGUCAAUUGAAUGGAAUAAAAGAACCGAAGAGAAUAUUAACAGAUUGGCUGAAACGUCUUUAUAUAUAACAAAACAGAUGACCACAAAUUUAGAAAACAUGAAAUUAAUAGAACAUGCGCAAAUAAAGCAAAUAGAGAAUACAAAUAGAUUUGACAACUUUUUAAAAGGGCUUAAAAGUGAUUUUAGUGAUAUUAUAGCAAUUUUAUCAAGCAUAAAAAGGCACCACGAAUCUAUUAGCAGAUUUGUGAAGGGGUUUAGAAUGUUUGUAAUUUAUUUUUUUAUUUUAAUAAUAGUCCUUUUUAUAACAUCACGAAAUUAUGCAUACAACAGUAGAACAAAGAUUAUUUCGUGUGUUUUUUUUUGUUUUUUGAGCGAACUAUUAUUUAAAAAAAUUGUUAUGCUCAUUCAAAAAUAUCUAUUUCUGGUGAUUAAUGAUAACAUUGUUAAUUAUUCAAUAAAAGGGAUAAGAUAUAUUUUUGCUGGGAUUUGUCUAAAAGUGUUUAUAACCACAAUAAUAUCAUAUAAGGAACCCGCAAAAAAAAUCGAAGAAGAGUUGAAGUAUAUAAAAGGUCUUAUUGAAGAUAAAGCAGAAAAAAAUAAAUACAUAAAAACAGAAAAUGAAAGAAAUGAUGCCAAUAUAGACCAGUAUACAGCUAAUAUUUUAAAAUUAUGGUUAAAUUAUAACGAAGAUCUUGAUAAUAUAUAUGACGAUGAUAAAGAUUUCAAUAUAUAUAACAUUAGUGACACCGAAACAAGUAGUUCAAGUACAUCCCUUGUCAGUGAAAAUCUAUCGUCCGAAGAAAUAUUUGAAUCAAAUGAUGAAUUUAUUGGAAGACGAAUAAAAACAAUGCAUAGAACAAAACGCCCGUUAUUUUUUCAUUAUUUUCCAUCACCAAAAAAUGUAAAGGCAUACACCGAAAACCCGAUUACUUUCAUAAAUAUAAUAAAUGAAAAGCAUAAGGAAAUUAUGAAAAUGCGAGCCAAAAGAUUAAAAGAUUUUGAAAGCAACGAAUAUAGUGAUAGCAAUACAAUAAUCAUGGAGACAAAUGAAGAUAACUCACAACGUAAUUUAUCUGAUUCGAAUGAAAAUAUGAAAAAGUAA
This is a messenger RNA of Plasmodium yoelii, 1980 nucleotides long. RefSeq names its product nuclear fusion protein, putative. The transcript is spliced from 12 exons. The coding region runs from base 1 to 1980 and encodes 659 amino acids. The record is from RefSeq and is a predicted model, not a curated record. NCBI's taxonomy places the organism in Eukaryota, Apicomplexa, Aconoidasida, Haemosporida, Plasmodiidae.